This is a messenger RNA of Carassius gibelio (silver crucian carp), 4113 nucleotides long. RefSeq names its product short transient receptor potential channel 4-like. Gene Ontology annotation, cellular component: cation channel complex; membrane. The transcript is spliced from 11 exons. The record is from RefSeq and is a predicted model, not a curated record. Gene Ontology annotation, molecular function: protein binding; store-operated calcium channel activity; inositol 1,4,5 trisphosphate binding. Lineage: Eukaryota; Metazoa; Chordata; Actinopteri; Cypriniformes; Cyprinidae. The coding region runs from base 411 to 3176 and encodes 921 amino acids. Gene Ontology annotation, biological process: manganese ion transport; regulation of cytosolic calcium ion concentration; calcium ion transmembrane transport.
CUGUGCCUCUGUUGGAGCACGUGAAUUACGUAAUAUAGCCUAACUACUAAUUUGGUAAUCAUUUUCAGCAGCAUCUACGUCAGACUGGGGUUCAUCUGAACUGGAGUAACAGACGAAAGGAAAUGCUAAUACAAUGCACUUUGGACAAUGCCAGACGUCUACUAUGUGUAAUGGAUCAUUGCAAUUCCAGCAUGAUGACAGCGGUGCGUCGGUGCUGUGGCAGCACAACACAGUCGCCAUGCGCAACAGUCCUCAUGUGGUCGUAGGAAUAUUGCUCCAAAAGUAUUUUCGGUGAUGAAUCGGUGAAGUUGAUUGCAUCAGCUUUAUAAAUGUGAGAAUCAAAGUUGUUCCUUAAGCAAGGUUGCCAUUACUCCUCACUCUUCAAUUGUUUUGUGAUGGAUUAAGUCAAGAUGUCGCAGCUGUACUACCGCCGAACGGACAAUUCCUCGUACCGGGACCGCAUUCCGCUGCGGAUUGUGCGCUCCGAGUCAGAGCUCUCGGUGCAGGAGAAGUCCUACCUCAGCGCCGUGGAGAAGGGCGAUUACGCCAGCGUGAAACUAGCGCUGGAAGAGGCGGAGAUCUACUUCAAGAUCAACAUCAACUGCAUCGAUCCUCUAGGGCGCACGGCGCUGCUCAUCGCCAUCGAGAAUGAGAACUUGGAGAUCAUUGAGCUGCUCCUCAGCUUCAACGUGUAUGUCGGGGAUGCUCUGCUCCACGCCAUCCGUAAAGAGGUGGUGGGAGCCGUGGAGCUCCUGCUGAACCACAAGAAGCCCAGCGGAGAGAAACAGGUACCACCCAUCCUGCUGGAUAAACAGUUCUCAGACUUCACCCCUGACAUCACUCCCAUCAUCCUGGCUGCCCACACCAACAACUACGAGAUCAUCAAGAUGCUGGUGCAGAAAGGUGUGUCUGUCCCCCAGCCUCACGAGGUGCGCUGUAACUGCGUGGAGUGCGUCUCCAGUUCAGACGUGGACAGUCUGCGGCACUCACGCUCCCGGCUGAACAUCUACAAGGCCCUGGCCAGCCCCUCUCUCAUCGCCCUGUCCAGCGAGGAUCCUUUCCUCACCGCCUUCCAGCUCAGCUGGGAGCUCCAGGAGCUCAGCAAAGUUGAAAACGAGUUCAAGGCCGAAUACGAGGAGCUCUCCCAUCAGUGCAAGCGCUUUGCAAAGGACCUCCUGGACCAAACCCGGUCCUCACGUGAACUGGAGCUGAUCCUCAAUUUCCGUGAUGAUGUCAACCUGCUGCAAGAUGAGCCUAACAAUGAGCUGGCCCGACUGAAAUUAGCCAUCAAAUACCGCCAAAAAGAGUUUGUAGCACAGCCAAAUUGCCAGCAGCUGUUGGCUUCACGCUGGUAUGAUGAAUUUCCUGGCUGGAGGAGACGUCACUGGGCUGGCAAGUUCAUCACAUGCGUCUUAAUCGGCCUCAUGUUCCCCCUGCUCUCCCUCUGUUACCUGGUGGCACCCAAGAGCCGCUAUGGCCUGUUCAUCCGCAAGCCUUUUAUCAAGUUUAUUUGCCACACAGCCUCCUACCUGACCUUCCUCUUCCUUCUGCUGCUGGCCUCUCAGCACAUAGUCUCUAACAAUCCCGAUCGCCAAGGUCCAAAGCCCACCACUGUGGAGUGGAUGAUCCUACCCUGGGUUCUAGGAUUCAUAUGGACGGAGAUCAAGCAGAUGUGGGAUGGUGGAUUUCAGGAUUACAUCCAUGACUGGUGGAAUCUCAUGGACUUUGUGAUGAAUUCCUUGUAUCUUGCGACCAUCUCACUGAAGAUUGUUGCCUACGUGAAGUACAGUGGUUGCAAACCCAGGGAAACCUGGGAAAUGUGGCACCCCACUCUAGUGGCAGAGGCGGUGUUCGCUAUUGCCAACAUCUUCAGCUCUCUACGCCUCAUCUCACUCUUCACGGCCAAUUCUCACCUAGGUCCUUUGCAGAUAUCAUUAGGACGGAUGCUUCUGGACAUCCUAAAGUUCCUCUUUAUAUACUGUCUGGUGUUGCUUGCCUUUGCUAAUGGACUCAAUCAGCUUUAUUUCUACUAUGAGACUAGUGAAGGCAUGAACUGCAAAGGCAUCCGCUGUGAACGUCAAAACAACGCUUUCUCAACGUUGUUUGAGACCUUGCAGUCUUUGUUUUGGUCCAUUUUUGGGUUGAUCAAUCUGUAUGUGACCAAUGUCCAAGCUGACCACAAGUUCACCGAAUUUGUGGGUGCCACCAUGUUUGGCACCUAUAACAUCAUCUCCUUGGUGGUCCUCCUCAAUAUGCUCAUUGCCAUGAUGAACAAUUCAUAUCAGCAUAUCGCUGACCAUGCUGAUAUUGAGUGGAAAUUUGCCAGAACUAAAUUAUGGAUGAGUUAUUUUGAGGAAGGUGGCACCUUGCCACCUCCCUUCAACAUUAUCCCCAGUCCCAAAUCCAUAUGUUACCUGUUUACAUGGAUCAAGGUGCAUGUGUUCAAGAGGAAGUCAAAGAGGACUGAGACAUUUGGGACAUUAGGGAGAAGAGCUGCUGAAAACGUGAGACUCAACCACCAAUACCAGGAGGUCUUGAGAAACUUGGUAAAACGAUAUGUGGCAGCUAUGAUUCGAGACGCCAAGACUGAGGAAGGACUUACAGAGGAGAAUUUCAAAGAGCUGAAGCAGGACAUCUCUAGCUUCCGCUACGAAGUCAUUGGAAUGAUGAAAGGCAACCGGAAAAGUACUCGUGCGAACAAGACUGGCACAGCGGCCUCCGAUGUUUCUCAUCCAGACGGUUCACUUCAAUUUUCCUCGACUCUUCCGCGGAACAAAAAACUACAUUUGUACAAUGUGACUACAGUGCUACAGCAGCACAAAUCUGAAGAGACAAGGGAGUCUCUUGGUUGUCUGGCCAAUGGAUCAUCAGUAGUUCUGACUGACCUGAUACUCAAAGACAAAGCCAGGAAGGACAUCCCUAAGGAUUUUACAGACUUUGGGGUAUUUCCAAAGAAACAAAAGAGUCUCAACCCAAAUAAGAUCUACUCACUCGCUGAAGAGGCAAAGGAAUUGGAUUCUGACAUAUUGGACUGGGUUAGAGAGGAAACGGAUGAGAAUCCUCUGGCAGAAGAAGCUGAACAGGAAGAAAAUGAAUCAAAGUGCCUGAUGGAGGAAGAGGAAAGUGUGUUGCAGGACCAAGAGAAAGAGCACAUUGCAUCUCCACGUGACCAUUAGACAAACAAACUCUCAUUCUUUUUGUAUCCAAGGAUUAUCCAAAUCUCAAAUUUAGCCGACAUACUUUGUCAGAGAUGACAGAGUUUUCUUUCUAAUGUGCCGAGGGGAGGUUUUGCAAGAUUAAUUGUCUCAGGAAAAGGUAUUUGCUUGGUUGCAACCAUAAAUCUGGAGGAUAUGAAAUGGACAAAGCUAGGGAAAAUGCUACAUGGUGUCCAACUGACUUGUUUGAUAGGUGUAUUUUUUUUUUUUUUUUUAUCUUAUGUAUUUAUCCUCACGUUUUCAAUGUGCAGCAUCCUCUCAUUCCUUUUUUGUGAAAAAAACUUGAAAAAUAACAAUCAUCUUAUCAAUCACCAGAGAAACUGUAUAUUAUUGUUAUUAUUAAUAUGUUUUUAUUAUUAUUCUGCAAGGAUGCAUUAAAUUGAGCAAAACUGACAGUAAAGACAUUUCUAAUGUAUCAAAAGAUUUCUGUUUUAAUUAAAUCCCGGUCAUUAAAAACAAUUAUCAACACAACAGCACAGCCGUUGAUGAUGAUAACAAAUGUUUCUUAUAAGGGCUGCUGAAAAUUUCUAAUUAAAAAUGGUCAAACUAAAAUUUUUAAUUGUAAGAAUAUUUAACACUAUUACUGUUUUUACAUAAGAGACUCAAAAGCAUUUGAAACUCUUACAAACCCCAAACAUUUGAACAUCGGUGUAUAAAUAAAAAUAUGUUGCACAUGACAUAUAACAGCUGCACAGCCUGAUUUAAAAAGACUAUGCAAUCUUAUGUAUAGCACUCAUAAUACAUCUGUUUACACCUGUUACAGAUUUCUAAGCACCAUCCUCAAUAUUGUGAUGUUGGAUAAGUAUCCAGCGUUCUUAUAGAUAACAGUUUAACUUGACUUUCAUGGACCAUAUGACAUACAGUAAUAUUUCAAACUGUAAUUCAAACUAAAAGAGAA